AUGGCCAGCGCCGGGGAUGCUGUCUCUCUCUCCACCUCCACCAUGUCCGACGCCGGGGAUGACGAAGGCGACAAUGUCAUCGCCCCGGCCAACUGGCUCUCCCUCCCGUGGGAUCUGCUCGCGCGGAUCCUCUCACGUCUCACCUGCUCCGUCCACUACCUCCGUGCGGUCGUCGCGUGCAAACAGUGGGCCGACGCUCCCCUCCCCACCCCAGACCACCUCCCCGUCCAACCCCCCAUCGCCUUCUUCAGCGAAUUCUCCAGCCGUGGACCCUACUACAACCCCGCCACUGGCAUCUACCGCUACUUCCCCGGCCCGCCCCUCGACUCCUACUGCUUCGGCACCUCCCACGGCUGGCUCCUCCUCCUCUCCCCCAACUCCUUCAUCCACACAUUCAACCCCGUCACCUACGAACGCAUCUGCCGUGGACCCUACUACAACCCCGCCACUGGCAUCUACAGCUGCUUACGCGGCCUGCCCCUCGACUCCUACUGCUUCGGCACCUCCCACGGCUGGCUCCUCGUCCUCGGCUCCAACUCCUCCAUCUACACAGUCAACGUCAUCACCUACAAUUACGUUGGCCUCCCCCCCCUCCUCACUGCCCCCGCCAACAUGCUCCAAUUCAACGCUGAAACAUACCCCCACUACCGCGUGUUUUCGGACCCGCCUGGCGAUCAGGAAGUGCAUGGCGCCGUACCGGUGAUGGUCCGUCGCAGGGACCUAAUUCGCUUAUCCGUCCUCUCCUCCGACCCAGCCGAAGACCCGAACUUCACUGUGCUCAUCGUCCUCAACCACAUCACCAACAAAUACCUCUACUGCCGGAAGGGCACCGAUGCUGCGUGGGCCCCGAUAACUCUCCCCCUCGCCGACUUCCAGUGCUCCGACUUAGCGCCGACGAGGAACAAGAAAAUCUACGCCGUCGACGGCAAGAAGGAGGCCCUGAUCGCCUUCGAUCUCUCCGACCCAGCAGGAAGCAUUGCGGUCUCAUCCUACACAAUAUCCGGCGUGCCGCGACUGCCGUCGCCCGACGCCACAUUCCUACUCGAGUCGGCCGACGGCUCGCUGCUCCUCGUCAACAAGAUCUGGGAGGUGCGUGCCGCGCAGUACGACGCCGUACUUGUCGUGUUCAGGCUCGACCUCUCCGCACCGCCUCAGGCGAGGGCGCUGCCGGUCGCCGAUAUCGGUGCAAGCAACGCUUUGUUCGUCUGCGAGGGGGAGUCCAGGUGCGUCGACGUCAGCGCCUUCCCCCGCGCGUUCUCGCCAAACCACAUCUACUUUUUCCGUCCGUUCUACGGCUACAAGGCAGGGCAGGCGUUUGAGGCCGAGACGAUCGGCAUCUUCAGCUUGGAGAAAGGCGAAUUAACCGCGGAUUCGCAUCGUUUACCGCGGGGUUGGCCAUGUGUUAUCCUGGGGAAGGUUCGGUGGUUGUUUUUCAAUCUUAGGUUCAUUCAACGAUAA
This is a messenger RNA of Ananas comosus (pineapple), 1458 nucleotides long. RefSeq lists its product as uncharacterized. NCBI's taxonomy places the organism in Eukaryota, Viridiplantae, Streptophyta, Magnoliopsida, Poales, Bromeliaceae. The record is from RefSeq and is a predicted model, not a curated record. Gene Ontology annotation, molecular function: protein binding. The transcript is spliced from 2 exons. Bases 1 to 1458 code for a protein of 485 amino acids.